Molecule: messenger RNA, 243 nt
Organism: Neoarthrinium moseri
Lineage: Eukaryota; Fungi; Ascomycota; Sordariomycetes; Amphisphaeriales; Apiosporaceae
Exons: 1
Coding region: 1-243 (80 amino acids)
Source: RefSeq, a predicted model, not a curated record
AUGGACGCCCCCAUCUCAUCGCCCAUCGCUGCCCACCACAGCACGUCGUCGACAGCCUCGUCCACGUCGAUGCAAUCAUCGCCGUCACAGCAGUUCGCCGCGCCCGCGCCGCCGCGCCCUCAGCCGCGGCAGCAGGCGAGCACAGACGUCUUCAUCCGCGAUCUCAACCUAGUGGCCGAGGCCGCGAAACGGGCCCAGAUGGCCUGCCUGAUGCGGGACAUGGAGAGCUGCGGGCUGUCAUAG